Molecule: messenger RNA, 1161 nt
Organism: Leptopilina heterotoma
Lineage: Eukaryota; Metazoa; Arthropoda; Insecta; Hymenoptera; Figitidae
Product: WAP four-disulfide core domain protein 2-like
Exons: 3
Coding region: 187-738 (183 amino acids)
Cellular component (GO): extracellular region
Molecular function (GO): peptidase inhibitor activity
Source: RefSeq, a predicted model, not a curated record
ACACGAGGACUUUUUUGCACGAGGGAGGGGGACACAUAAAUAGAAGUGAAUGUUUCUGGCCUCAUGCAAAAAGCAUUUGUCAUUUGUCCAGUAGUGUUGUUAUUUGUUGUUCUAUGACGUAUUUAGUUUUUUCGAAUAAUUUCAGGUUGCACAUUUGAUCAUAAAAAAUUUAUCCGAGAAACAUCAAUGACGUCAUUGGUAUUAUUUUUAAUAUUGACGGUAAUUAUAACCGUGAGUUAUGCACAAAUGUAUGGGAGCUAUAAUCCUCGACCGAAACUUGGAUCCUGUGCACCACCAUUGGCAGUGGAUGUGUGCUCAAGAAGUUGUUAUUGGGACAAUCAAUGUUUAGGAAUUGAAAAAUGUUGUCCUACAAGUUGUGGUGGAUCCGUUUGUUCCAGACCGGUGACAACGAGAAAUCCGGCAACAAUAGGAACAAUAAAAGCAGGGGUUUGUCCACAAACAUCAAACGAACGUUGGAUCUGCUCAUCGACCUGCAUUGAUGACAGUGAUUGUCCAGAGAAAAAGAAAUGUUGUAAAACUCGUUGCGGUGGUAAUAUAUGUAAAAAACCACAUAUAACAGAAGGAGAAGAAGUAGAAAAAGACACUGUUAAUAAUGAUAUUGAUAUAUAUUCAAAUAGUAUAUCAUUUGAUAAUGGCAACAAUAAUAACAAUAAUAAUUUUGACGUUGCAUUCCGGGCGAAUCGAAAUAAUCCAUUUUUAUUUCGACGAUCUCGUUAAACAUAAUUUAUUACCCCCAUAAUGUAAAUUAAAUUUCAAAUUCUCUAGUUUUCAUUCCGUCAUUAAAACUUUGAUAACUUUAGUCAAAAAUAAUUUUUAUAGUACUUAUUCAUUAUCUUAUACGUAUACCGUGUUGAAAAAAAAUAAUUAUACAAACAUUUUUAAAUUGAAUUUUCCCGGACUAUGCUAGUGUUGUCAUGAAUUUUUAUAAUGAUGUUAAUUUAUACGUUUAUAAAUUAUGCCUUUCACUUAAAGAAUGCUCAUUAAAUAUUUAUAAUUGUUAAGCGACCAUAUGUGAUUAAUUAGUGUAAAUCUCUUUCUCUACGUAUGACACUAUUUAUUUUUAUUUAAUUUAUUAACUCUAUAUUUGAGACUGAGAUGUUAUGUUAUUUUUAGUUAAUAAAAUUAGUUCCGUCAACAGUU